Molecule: messenger RNA, 1610 nt
Organism: Polistes canadensis
Lineage: Eukaryota; Metazoa; Arthropoda; Insecta; Hymenoptera; Vespidae
Gene: MRG15
Product: mortality factor 4-like protein 1
Exons: 6
Coding region: 416-1429 (337 amino acids)
Biological process (GO): regulation of DNA-templated transcription; chromatin organization
Cellular component (GO): NuA4 histone acetyltransferase complex; nucleus
Source: RefSeq, a predicted model, not a curated record
UGUAAUAUUCCUCAAUGUAUUAUAUAACAACUAUUUCUUACAAAUAAUGAAAUAUAAAUCAUAUUAUAUACAGGGUGCGGCCAAAUAACCCCUGUGAUUUCUUAUGAAAAAAUGAAAAUUAAAAAUAAUGCAUAUACAUAUUACAUAUAGUUAUAGACAUGCAGAGCUAAUAGUUAAUUCUAGUGUUGUGAUUGGUUAGAUGAAAUAAAUUUGUUUACUGUUGAUUGUGAAUGCAUCUCAACUGAGUGAAAAAAUACAAAGAACUGUUUAAAAUAAUUUAAUCAUUAUAUUGAAAUUAAUGAACACUUGUCGAUAAUCCAUAGUGGUUUAUUGGUCUUAAAUACAAACGAUAAUUUGGUUUAUUCGAUAGGUUAAAAUAACUAUUAGCAAUAUUAAUAUUCAACAAACUGUGAAGAUGCCACCAAAGUGCAAAUUUCAAGAAGGUGAAAAGGUAUUGUGUUUCCAUGGACCAUUGAUUUACGAAGCCAAAUGUUUAAAGUCAUCCAUCACGAAAGAGAAACAAAUUAAAUAUUUUAUUCACUAUGCUGGUUGGAAUAAAAACUGGGAUGAAUGGGUGCCAGAAAGUCGUGUAUUAAAAUAUAACGAAGCUAAUGUACAAAAACAGCGUGAAGUGCAAAGAGCACAUUCAAAUCAACAAAGCGCACAAAAAAAUAAAAAAGGUAGCACAGGCUCCAAAACGCAAGGAAGAAGAAGCGAUGUUGGUAGAGAAAAAGAUACAGAUAGUAGAGCUAGCACACCAGUAGCAAAUGUUGAUAAAAGUAUUAGUCGAUUUAGUAAAAGUGCUAGUAGUAUUGUUACACCUUCAACAUCUCAUGAUACUUCUACAACCGAGGCACCACGCAAAAAACGCAGCCGAGUAGAACCAACAGGUGAAAAUGAAGAAUAUUUGACUAAGGUUGAAGUUAAAAUUAAGAUACCGGAAGAAUUAAAAUUUGUACUGAUAGAUGAAUCGGAAGUAAUAUUAAAACACCACAAAUUACCAGUCCUUCCUGUUAAGAAUACAGUCGAUAAGGUUCUAGAUGAUUAUGUAGAAUCAAAGUCACUUGGAAAACCUGAAUCUACUAAGGAAAGCAUUAUGGAAAUAACUAAAGGAAUUAGGGAUUACUUUAACAUUACUUUAGGUCUUCAAUUAUUAUAUAAAUGGGAACGUCCACAAUUUAUCCAGAUGAUGAAUGACAAUCCAGAUGUGUUGCCCAGUCAAAUGUAUGGAGCAUUUCAUUUACUUCGACUAUUUGUUAGACUAGGCGGUAUGCUAUCCUAUACUACUCUAGACGAAAGAAGUAUACAGUUAUUGUUAUCGCACUUUCAUGAGUUCUUACAAUACUUGCAAAAGAAUCAUGUUGAACUAUUUAAUCUGCAACAAGAUUAUACUGAUCCUCCACCAGACUAUCAUCGAAAGUACGGUUAAGAAAAUACUAAAUAAUUAACAUACUAAAUCGUUUUCAUCUAUUGAUCGUAGUAUACUGCAACGGCUUACGCACUGUUAAAAAGAGUUGUAAAUUAUUGCGAAUUUUACAAUCUAUUUUAUAGUAGAUAUUUGUUGAAUCGUCUGAUAAACAAAUAAUAAUAAACAUACUGACGGAAACAUA